Molecule: messenger RNA, 822 nt
Organism: Ipomoea nil (Japanese morning glory)
Lineage: Eukaryota; Viridiplantae; Streptophyta; Magnoliopsida; Solanales; Convolvulaceae
Product: dof zinc finger protein DOF1.5-like
Exons: 1
Coding region: 130-651 (173 amino acids)
Biological process (GO): regulation of DNA-templated transcription
Molecular function (GO): DNA-binding transcription factor activity; DNA binding
Source: RefSeq, a predicted model, not a curated record
UAUCUAUAUCCCCACACAUACACACACUUGUGUGUAUAUAUAUAUAGAUUUGGAGACCUUCCCAUCAAGCAUAAGAAUUCUAGCUUCUUUUAUCUUAGUCCUAUUAAGCCUAAAAUUCUCUCUCUUUCUAUGAUGGCAGAGGUUGAAGACAGCCACAACGCACAGGGAAUCAAGCUCUUUGGGGCAACAAUAAUAACUGUCCAAGAAAAGAAAUCCGAGGAGGAGAAAUCAGAGGUCAAAGGUGACGGCGAUCAUGGCAGCACAGCGGAUCAGAAGAGGCCCGACAAGGUGAUUCCAUGUCCGAGGUGCAAGAGCAUGGAGACCAAGUUUUGUUACUUCAACAACUACAAUGUUAACCAGCCCAGGCACUUCUGUAAAGGCUGCCAGAGGUACUGGACGGCCGGCGGAGCUCUCCGGAACGUCCCCGUGGGGGCCGGCCGCCGCAAAAACAAACCGCCGUGCCGAGGGAUGAUAGACGGGUUGUCGGAGGGUUGCCUGUUUGAUGCUUCUGGGUUGCUGCAAAAUCUUGACUUGGAUGGGGCGGUGGAGGAAUGGUACGCGGCGGAGCAAGGCGUCGCCGGCGCCGGAGGCUUCCGUAAUCUUCUUCCGGCCAAGAGGAGAAGGAAGAUCUCGGCUAGUCAACCUUGUUGAUUCCUUUUUUGUCCUGUAGCUCAAUUAUUCUAUAUUUAGUAAGAAAAUAGAAUUAAAGAAGUUCAACAAAAAAAAAAAAAACACUUCUUGCUGCUUAGGUUAUUUCCAUGUCUAUAUUCAACCUAUCGUCAACGUGUUCAUUAAUGGAACAAUAGUUGCAGCCGUCCUAAA